This is a messenger RNA of Athalia rosae (coleseed sawfly), 1030 nucleotides long. RefSeq lists its product as uncharacterized. The transcript has a single exon. The coding region runs from base 351 to 713 and encodes 120 amino acids. Lineage: Eukaryota; Metazoa; Arthropoda; Insecta; Hymenoptera; Athaliidae. The record is from RefSeq and is a predicted model, not a curated record.
UUUAUUACGUAAUCAAUGGGUGAAACGAAUUCCGUUUUCUCUGUUGGUGUGAAACGGAAUUUCAAGUUUUAAUGUUUUGCAUUUUCAUUGUCUGCUUUGAGUUCAAAAGACAAUUUAAUACAUUUGAACAAUACCAUUCGUCGUAUAAAUCCGUGAUUAAUCUUUAAUAACGAUAACGAUAAUGACAAACGCAGGAGGAGGUGAAAUUAUACAUCACGAAGCGAGAGCGAGAAGAUUUGCUGGUACAACACACGAGAAAAGUAUUUGCAAAUGUAUUUCGAGAGGUGCAGCUGGCAAAACCAGGGGACUUCAUAACUUUUGGUAGUUCGGUGCAGCUCCGAGCACCUGAUAUGCCGGGCUUCCGACCCCAGAGCAAACACAAAAAUUACGGUGUUGUUCUUGCCGGCACAAUGAACGAACGCGACAUCGACAAGGUUCACCAUUUCUUCGACGGGUGUUGCUUAGUUUGCUCCCCGGUAUUGACGCCGCCCUGCGUCAGAAAUACAUUCGUAAUCAAAUCUGCGGAUUGUCAAAAUCGAGAUGGUCACAAUCUUAAAUUUGGACAAGAAUUUCUUCUUCAGGUAAAUUUAGCGCAUGAUUGGAGAACUAUCGAACGCCCAACGAUAAGAAAUUUUCUACUAUACGACCGUCGAAAUAAUUCGCAUCUUCCGGCCGUGAUGAUUUCACACCAGUCGACGAUCCCUCGAGGAUGAUUUGUUAAUUAAAUGUGUUUCGACGACUUCAAAUUCACGCGACUUUUUCUCGCUGUCCUAACUAACAGCUAAUCGAGUCAGGUGAAGAACCCCUCUACGUUAGGGCCGAAACUCCUUGCGUGGACGCACCGCACGGACCACUGGGACAUAAUCCGGUAAGACUGAGCAACCGAGCAGACUGUUAUUCCAAGUGGAAGGUUUUAUACUGGGAUCCUAAUAUGAGGUUUGAGACCGAAGGUGCUCCGUUUCCACCCUCGACAAGGUUAAUUAUUAUUUGCGUCUUGUUCGCUGUUUAUCCCUACUUGUUUUUCGUCACU